Molecule: messenger RNA, 423 nt
Organism: Durusdinium trenchii
Lineage: Eukaryota; Dinophyceae; Suessiales; Symbiodiniaceae
Source: the annotation of a GenBank genome assembly
AUGUGGAUGGCAAACGAGAUAACAAUCUCUUGCAAAACCUGGAGUAUGCAACUCGAAGCGAACUUGUACGGGGCUCAUACUGAUACUCCAAACCCUUUGAGACGCAACAGCGGACCUGCACAGAGGAAGCCUGUACUGUGGAGACCUGUUGGAACCAUGCACUGGACAACAAGCCCUUCUGCCACAGCGGUAGCUGAGCAGCUUGGGUUGCACAAACAUACUGUGUCAGCGUGUUGCCGCAACAACUCUGCAGCCAAAGGCUAUGAGUUCAGGUAUUCAGACCUGACUGAAGUUGCUUUGCCAGGAGAGGAGUGGCGAGCCCAAGUUUCUGGAAAGAUGGUGAGUUCCCUUGGCCGCAUGUCCAAGGGUAUACUGGGUUGGUUCGCCGAGGGCACGAAAGGAUCGAGCGGGAGACGAAGUUAA